This is a messenger RNA of Desarmillaria tabescens, 2508 nucleotides long. RefSeq lists its product as uncharacterized. Gene Ontology annotation, molecular function: microtubule binding. The transcript has 5 exons. Gene Ontology annotation, cellular component: centrosome; kinesin complex; kinetochore. The record is from RefSeq and is a predicted model, not a curated record. Gene Ontology annotation, biological process: microtubule nucleation; establishment of mitotic spindle orientation; chromosome segregation. The coding region runs from base 131 to 2164 and encodes 677 amino acids. Lineage: Eukaryota; Fungi; Basidiomycota; Agaricomycetes; Agaricales; Physalacriaceae.
GCGAGUCACUGAGUGCCCUGUAAAAUUCCAAAAGAGGCAAUUGACCUCAACAGGACCACUUGGUAACCGUGGCAUCGACUUACCGCCUCUCCUCGUUCGUCAAGUUCCCGUCGUCGUCUGCUGUCAUCCAAUGACUGCCGUGCUAUUGGCAAAGGACGUUCUGAGGAGAGAAAGGGUCAUGUCAAUGGACGACGUUCAGCUAGGCUACUCGUCGUCAACCGACUGGCGAGCCAAGUACAAUGAGGUGGCAGACAUGCUGGCGGAAACCCGCGCAGAAUUAGACGACUUUCAUCUUGCUAGUAAGGAACUUGAAACCGAGUUGGAAAACGAGCUGCAGAGGACGGAAAAGGCGCAACAGGACUUGAAGGUUAAGGCGGCAAGGGCAGAAAUAGAGCGGGACGAAUGGAAGUCCAAAUUUAUGACCCUGCAGACCAACCACAACACAACGACAACAUCUCUGCAGCGCGAACUCGACAAGCUGCGUCAAGACUACCAGCAAAUUAAAGUCCAGCUUCGCGAACUUGAAAUGGGAAAUGAUGAUUUAGAACGGACAGAGCGCGCGGUCUCGUCAAGCCUGGCUGACGUUGAAGCGAAGUAUUCCCGAGCUCUCGAGGAGAAAAUACUUCUGGAGCAUGAACUUCUCGACAAAGCUAAUCUCGAAGAGCAGUGCCAGCGGCUCAAAGACGAGCUGCGAGAUGCGAAUAUUGAAGUUUCAGUCUUGAAGGAUCAAUUGGCUGCUCAAGUUAACUCUUCCCGAGAAUCUAUAUCAUCCCCGUCUUCAGGUUCCGUCAUUCGCCGCGGCUCCUCCAGUGACGACCUCUUUAAUACCCCACCUCCCGCUGAUCUACAGCUAUCUGAGCUGGACCGAAGCUCCGAUAGCUUGUUAUUCGACAACGAAGUCACGCCGAAGAAGCGAAGCGCAUCCCGACAAGCAGGGCAAUCUGUGCUAUUGAAUCGCGCUGGCUUCCAGCCCAUGACUUCGAGCACUUCGACUCCUCCUCGGUCAACCGGGAUACCCCGUUCGACAUCGAUACCGUCGCCAUAUUCGUCGUCACGGGCAGCAAGUAAUCCAUCACCCAUAACACGCAAAGCUUCCAAUGCCAGCACUACCUCAACAACUAGUACCACAUCCAAGAGCAAAGGUGUUCAGAUGGUGUCUGAAAUGCGUGCUAGAGUUAGGACACUGGAGCAGAAGAUACAUUCUCGUGUGCCUCGACUCCGGAUGGGAAGCGUCACGAACCGGCUAAGUGCCAAUGCUCCAAAUCCUACCAACAAUGGUACCUCCUCAUCUGGCCCUAGCAAAUCUAUCAUAAGCAGAACUAGUUGGGAAAACCCAUUGGGCCGGCGCAGCUCAGAAUCUAGACGCAGCGUUGACAUAGACGGCGAAAAGAUGAAGAAAGACAGUCCAGGAGAUUCGUCUGGAUGGGUUCUCAUUAUGGAGGACUCACCUCCACCGCGCAGAGAUAUAAAUAGGGAGCGACGACGACUAUCCAGCCCCUCCCGAUCUACAUCUUUCCGUCCCCAUGCAUCUGCGUCAUCUGCGUCGCCCGCUUCUCCCACGUUGAGGAUGAAUAAAGCUGCCUUGUCACAAAGUACGACAGCAGGUGGUAUGAGGCGGCCACAAUCAAGGCUGUCCAUCGGCAGUUCAGCUACGACAUCCAGUACUGUCCAUACCCCGACCUCUCGUCCAUCUACGCCCACUUUUCUUCCCAUUCCAGCAGGAGGCGUGAAUGGGCACUCUUCUGGACUGGGCCUCAAGCGCUCUACUGGCCCUGCUGGUCAUCCGAAAUUACAAACAAAGCGCUCUUCAUUAGGAUCGAGUACCUCUGCGAUGCCGCCUCCUGCACCCCGAGAUAAGUCACGCCCAGUCUCUAGCACCCCUGCGAGCUCCGGAUCGAGGAACUCGACAUAUGAAACUGGGAAAGCCCUCCCUCAACUUCCUACCGGCGUCUCUGCAAAUGUGACAGUUCGCCAAAGCAAGCUACCUUCAUCUUCGACUUCAUCUGCGCUGUCGCAGAGUCGAAUUGGCCGCCCAAGUGGAGGUGGGGGUACUCGGCGACAGAGCGCUGAACGGCUUGAUUCAGCGGAGGGAGCACUUCGAGCAAGCGACCUUCGCCCCAGAGCUGGCAGUGCCUCUGCGAAGUUUGGGAAAAGUGUAUCUUAGGUCAGAUUAUCUCUUCGUAUUCGUUGUUUGCUGAUGGGCGCCUUGAAUUUCCUCCCAUAUUUACUUAUGUUGCCUUGUUUUCUCUCAUCCUUUUAAUUACUACCGGAUAUUUUGCGUUAGGCACUUGAUCACCCUCACAUUCGUUAUGUAUCGUAAUACAGAGCCUUUACUUUUCUUUCAUGGUGAAGUGCUGGAAGCGACAAUAUCCUAUACAUUUCCUUUCUGCCAAUCGUAGAGGAAGUAGUACGAGUCGUCUAAUGAGUGUAUUUGAUGGUAAUAUGAAUAUCAUUAUUAUUUCCUUUCAUUUUAUUUAAGACGGGAAAGCAUUUGAAAUCAGAAAUCCU